AGAAAAUAAUCCCCUAGCCUUCUGACUCAGUUUAUGACACAAGUUAAGUCUGUGCAGUUCUGCUGUGUUUAAAUCCUCUAUUAGUGUGACAAAGUGCUUUUAUAUCUUGCUUUUUGGACUUACCGGUCACAGUUAGGGAAAAUCAAGGAAAUUAAACUGAAAUAGGCUAUGAACAGUUAUAGGUUUUCACCAAAUGCGCACAUCCUAUGUUAUAAAACACACAUUUUGCUGCUAGAAAACCGCCCACUGGGCGUGCAAAGGCAAAACCGUCAGCAUGAAGACCCAAGGUGGGACGCAGGGAGAGUCAGACUGACAGGUGGUCAAGAGGCUGACGUGAGUCGAGGACAUGCGUAGCAGCUGGUCACCUUUGGUUGUAGUUUUGGGUCGUAACGACUUAAUGAAGUAAAAGUGACGUUUUAUGUGACAUCGAUCUUCUGUGAGUUGCCUGGCAUGAUGAAGAAGAGCAGCAGAGCAAAAGCAACAAGACAUUCUCAGAAAACCAGGCAGGUGGAGCAAUGAAGGGAGAGCCAUCAUGCAGCAGCAGGUCAUGGCCAAAUCCCGGCGACAAGCUUUACAGAGAGCUGGUUACCUGUGUCAUGCUCAGUCCUCUUCCUGCCUUUCCAUGACAGAGGAACUUUUCUUAUAUGCUGCAGAAUAUGGCAACAUUCCUCAAGUGAAGCGGAUGCUGGAGGAGCUGCCAGACCUCAAUGUCAACUGUGUGAACUACAUGGGCCAGAAUGCAUUGCAGCUGUCAGUUGCCAAUGAACAUUUAGAGGUCACUAAGCUACUUCUUAGGAAGAAAGACCUCGCUAGAAUAGGAGAUGCUUUGCUGUUAGCCAUCAGUAAAGGCUACAUCCAUAUAGUGGAGGCCAUACUGAGUCACGAGGCCUUUGCAGAUGGUAAGAGGCUGACUAACAGUCCUAGCCAGGUGGAGACACAUGAUGACUUCUUUGCUUAUGAUGAGGAUGGCACACGUUUCUCUCGUGACAUCACACCCAUCAUCCUGGCUUCCCAGUGCCAUGAAUAUGAAAUCGUGCAUAUCCUUCUUAUGAAGGGGGCCUAUAUAGAGCGGCCUCAUGACUACUUCUGCCAGUGCAAGAUCUGCACCCAACAGCAGAGGAAUGACUUAUUUAGCCAUUCACUGUCCCGCAUCAAUGCAUAUAAAGGUCUGGCCAGUCCAGCAUAUCUGUCACUAUCCAAUGAAGACCCUGUGAUGGCAGCACUGGAGCUGGGCAAUGAGCUUGCAGUUCUGGCCAACAUUGAGAAGGAGUUCAAGAAUGAUUACAAGAAACUGUCCAUGCAGUGUAAAGACUUUGUGGUGGGACUCCUAGAUUUGUGUCGAAACACAGAGGAAGUGAAGGCUAUCUUAAAUGGGGACGCUGAAUCAUGUCAAAUUUCUGAAACCUUUGGCAGACAAAACCUUCUCAGGUUAAAACUUGCAAUGAAGUAUGAAGUUAAAAAGUUUGUGGCACAUCCAAACUGCCAACAGCAACUUCUGUCCAUCUGGUAUGAGAACUUGUCUGGAGUACGUCAGCAAACCACAGCCGUUAAAAUCCUUCUUGUCCUUGGUGUAGCUGUUGGGAUGCCUGUCCUGGCCUUUAUGUGCUGGAUAGCACCAUCAAGUAAGUUAGGGAAACUUAUGUGUGGACCUUUCCUGAAGUUUGUGGCCCAUGCAGCUUCCUUUAUGAUAUUCCUUUGCCUACUGGUCCUAAACGCGGCAGACCGAUUUGAUGGAACAUCGCUGCUGCCUAACAUGACCACCCAUGAUCACCCCUCACAACUGUUUCGUAUGAAGACCACCCGCUUCACCUGGAUGGAGAUUCUAAUCAUAUCCUGGGUCAUAGGGAAGAUCUGGGAAGAAUGUAAAGAUAUUUGGUCGCAAGACAUCCGGGAAUACAUUUCAGAACCCUGGAACCUUCUUGACUUUAGUAUUUUGUCCAUUUUUAUGACCUCUUUCGUUGCCAGAUUAAUGGCUUUCUGGCAUGCAUAUUCUGCACAAUGUUAUGUUGACAAGCACUAUACUGACCUGUCCAACGUGACUUUGCCCUCUGAGAUACAGUAUUUCCAGUUGGCUCGAAUCAACUGGGUGUCCUCAGAUCCGCAGCUUAUUUCUGAAGGCCUCUAUGCAAUUGCAGUUGUGCUGAGUUUCUCUCGCAUUGCAUACAUCCUGCCUGCCAAUGAGAGCUUUGGGCCUUUGCAGAUCUCACUGGGAAGAACAGUAAAAGACAUCUUUAAGUUCAUGGUGAUUUUCAUAACAGUUUUUGUGGCUUUCAUGGUGGGAAUGUUCACUCUGUACUCAUACUACCUCGGAGCCAAGCACAACGAUGCCUUUACAACGCUCGAAGAGAGUUUUAAAACCUUAUUUUGGGCCAUUUUUGGCUUGUCAGAGGUGAAAUCAGUGGUCAUUAACAUUGACCAUAAGUUCAUUGAGAAUAUUGGCUAUGUUCUGUACGGGGUGUACAACAUCAUCAUGGUGAUUGUCUUGCUGAAUAUGCUCAUUGCCAUGUUCAACAGCUCCUUCCAAGAAAUUGAGGACGAUGCUGAUGUUGAGUGGAAGUUUGCCAGAACUAAGCUCUGGUUCUCGUACUUUGAGCAUGGUGGCACACUGCCUGUACCCUUCAACCUCGUACCCAGCCCCAUGUCUGUUGUUUCCCUUUGGCUGGGGAUAAGGGAAUAUUUCUGGGAUGUACCUCAAGGCAAAAGUAAAGAAAAUUCAAAAGAUGAGAUGGAGCUUAACAAGCUGAGGCAACAGGAAAAUCUGAGUGCAGAAGCAUCCCUUUGUCCAACACAUCAUCAAAAGACAAUGAAUCACCUCAUCAAAAGAUACAUCUUAAAAGCACAAAGAGAUAAAGACAAUGACGAAGUAAAGGAGGGUGAACUGAAAGAGAUCAAACAGGACAUCUCCAGUCUCCGCUAUGAGCUGCUGGAGAGGGGAAACCAUGACAUGGACACACUGGCAAAGCUCAUCGGGCAACUGGGAGAAGUCAUGCAUGUCCAGCAGAAAUAAGAGCAGAAGAACGAGCACACUACUUUCUUCCAUCCAUCCAUCGUCAACCGCUUAUCCUGUGUACAGGGUCGUGGGGGGCUGGAGCCUAUCCCAGCUGACAUUGGGCGAAAGGGCGAAACAGACAACCACUCACACUUACAUUCACACCCAAGGGCAAUCUAGAGACACCAAUCAACCUAGCCUGCAUGAACCCACGCAGACACGGGGAGAACAUGCAAACUCCACACAGAAAGGCCGGGGCAACCGGGGUUUGAACCCACGACCUUCUUGCUGGGAGCCACCGCCACUACUUUCUUAACAAAUUAAAAUAUUAGGGAUGUAUUUACUUGACACACUGCACUCUUGAAUAUUUUUUAAAAUAUUUGAUUUCUUCCUUUAGUGGAAAUAUAUCACUUUGGGAGGGAACAAAUUUUGUCCCUGUAUGAAUACAGUUUAUCACAUGGUAGCACUAAUGGAACUUUUGUCCUGUUGCACAGGCUCUGUUACACUAAUAUGCACUACUGACAGCUAACAUAUGAUGGUACUGCCUGUUACCAGCUGUUUAUACGGUUUGAUGUAGAGGUGAUUUGAAGUAGAAAAGCAUUAAAAAAGAAGCAUUUGUUGUGCAGUGGCAGGUUCAUAGGUCAGAUAUAACAUAAAAUAUAAAUUAAAGC
Molecule: messenger RNA, 3660 nt
Organism: Micropterus dolomieu (smallmouth bass)
Lineage: Eukaryota; Metazoa; Chordata; Actinopteri; Centrarchiformes; Centrarchidae
Gene: trpc6b
Product: transient receptor potential cation channel, subfamily C, member 6b
Exons: 12
Coding region: 533-3007 (824 amino acids)
Biological process (GO): regulation of cytosolic calcium ion concentration; manganese ion transport; calcium ion transmembrane transport
Cellular component (GO): cation channel complex; membrane
Molecular function (GO): store-operated calcium channel activity; inositol 1,4,5 trisphosphate binding; protein binding
Source: RefSeq, a predicted model, not a curated record